Molecule: messenger RNA, 3048 nt
Organism: Macrosiphum euphorbiae (potato aphid)
Lineage: Eukaryota; Metazoa; Arthropoda; Insecta; Hemiptera; Aphididae
Source: the annotation of a GenBank genome assembly
AUGGGUCAUAUGGAAUUAUCAUCACCGGACAUUCAUAAGCCUACGUAUUACCUGCCACAUCAUCCAGUGUUUAAGACGGACAGCACCACUACAAAGAUGCGCGUUGUAUUUGAUGGCUCUGCGGCAUCCAAGUCAGGACUGUCACUGAAUGACAUUAUGCUCAGGGGCCCGAAAAUGCAACCAGAUAUUUUUAACAUAUUGUUGCGUUUUCGAUUACAUCGCAUUGCUUUAACUGCUGAUGUGGAAAAAAUGUACCGACAGGUGCUAGUGUCCGAUGAAGACUGUGAUUUGCAGCGCAUUGUAUAUCGUUCGCAACCUGAAGAACCACUAAGGCAUUAUAAACUCAAGACAGUCACAUAUGGAACAAAAUCAGCCUCUUUCCUGGCUACACGCUGUCUCCAUGAGCUUGGUGCGCUCAUUGAAAACACACCCAUAGGCAGAAUCAUAUGUCAGGAUUUCUAUGUAGAUGACCUGAUAAGUGGGGGUGACACUGAUGAAGAAUGUUUUGAUAUCCAUAAACAAGUUCACUCAAUCCUUGGUACUGCUGGAUUUCCGUUGCGUAAAUGGUGUUCAAGUUCGUCAACCCUCCUUAACAGCCUUCCACAUAAUCAGAAGGAUCCAAACUUCAUGAUAAAUCUUACUGAAACUGAGGUGUUGAGCGCGUUGGGACUUCUUUGGCAACCAUCUAUAGAUAGCUUUCGGUUUGCAAUGAAAAACUGGAAUGCUCCUCAACACAUAAGUAAGCGCACACUCCUAUCAGAUAUAAAUAGUGUCUAUGAUCCGCUUGGACUAUUAUCAUCAGUGUUGAUUAAAGGCAAGAUUUUUAUCCAGCAAGUAUGGAGUCUUAAAGUAGGUUGGGAUGACAUUUUAUCAGAAGAGAUAAGAUCAAAAUGGUUAAAAUUUUAUUCAAGUUUGGUUGCACUCAAUGGAUUGAUUAUACCAAGACUAGCAUUACUACCUGAGUCAGACAGUUAUGAACUUCAUGGUUUCUGCGAUGCAUCCCAACAUGCCUACGGUGCUUGCAUUUACAUUCGAUCCAGUAAGCAAGAUGGUGAUGCUGAAGUUAAAUUGUUUACGGCUAGAUCUCGGGUUGCGCCAAUUAAAACCACCACUAUUCCCCGUCUGGAGUUGUGUGGCGCGUUAUUGCUGUCAGAGUUAGUAAACGAGAUUAAAGAUGAAUUUUCAAAUAUAAACAUUAAAUUUUCUACAGAAAACAUACACAUGUGGACAGAUUCAACUAUUGUUCUUGCAUGGUUAAAUAGUCUAAAACCACUUCAAGUUUAUGUUGCCAACAGAGUUGCCCAAAUCAAUGAGCUCUCAUGUGAAAUUCAAUGGCAUCACACACCCACAGCUGAUAAUCCUGCAGACCUCAUAUCCAGAGGAGUUGAUGUUGGGACUAUGGUCUCAUCCGAGUUAUGGUGGCAAGGGCCAAAGUGGCUCAAGAAGGAAAGGUCCUGUUGGCCUGACACACCAAUUUUGCCAUCGGAGAUACCUGAGAUACGCAAAGUCAAAUUAAUCUUAGCAACCACGAAUAAAGAACCUUUCUGGCUGUUGAAGAAGUAUUCUACGUGGUCCAAAUUGUUAAGAACAACAGCUUUAGUUCAACGUUUUGUUUCUAAUUGCAAAGCCAAACAGUUAAACCAUGAGCGGUGCAAUGGGUUCAUUUCUGUGGAUGAAAUGAAUAAAGCCAGAAGUUUUUGGUUAAUGCAAGCUCAGUCUGAGUCAAUGUCAAACGAAAUAGCAGAUUUGCGUUCUGGUAAGAUGGUCCAUCGUGGAAGUUGUUUAAAAGCCUUAAACCCAUUCAUUGACGAUCAGGGAUUGGUCAGAGUAGGAGGACGGCUUGCUUAUGCUCCUGGCCAAUACAAUACAAAGCAUCCUAUUGUUCUACCGUCAAAAUCAUUGAUUACCAAGCUAAUUUUUAAUUAUGAGCAUAUUCGGCUCAUGCAUGCAGGACCACAGGCAUUGCUCGCCCACAUAACACUGAACUAUUGGCCAAUCCGGGGAAGACAGAUUGCAGCACAAAUCGUCCGAAAAUGUGUAACCUGUUUCCGAGCGAGCCCUCAAUUUACUCCACCAUUAAUGGCGCCUCUGCCCAGCGUACGCGUUACUAUUGCUCGACCAUUUGCCAAUAGUGGAGUAGAUCUGUGUGGCCCAAUAUUCGUUCGCAGUGGGCUGAGAAAGGUAUCACCGACAAAAAGUUAUAUUUGUGUGUUUAUCUGCAUGGUUACUCGUGCCAUCCAUUUAGAAUUAGUGUCAUCACUGUCUACUGAAGAUUUUUUGGCUGCACUAUCUCGUUUUAUGUCACGGAGAGGUCAAUGUACGGACCUUCACAGCGACAACGGCACAAACUUUGUAGGUGCAGACCGUACACUCAAAACAUAUUUCAAGGCAACUGUAAACAGCAAUAAAGUACAUGAUUUUCUUACUAUGCGAGAAAUUAAGUGGCACUUUAUACCACCUGCUUCCCCACACUUUGGAGGGUUGUGGGAGAGUGCAGUCAAGUCAGCUAAAAAGCAUCUUCUUCGAGUGUCGAAGGGAGUGUUGCUAACAUUUGAUGAAACCAGAACUUUACUAUGUCAAAUUGAAGCUGCAUUAAACUCUCGGCCUCUAUCUCCACUUUCAUUAGAUCCCAACGACUUCAAUGCACUCACACCAGGGCACUUCUUAAUUGGUGGUCCACUCAUGCUACCACCUGAGCCCGAUGUAUCAUCCAUACCACAGAACCGCUUAAAACGAUAUUCACUUAUGAGGCAGCAAAUGCAGCUCUUCUGGAAGCGGUGGUCACAAGAAUAUUUGCCUCAACUCCACCGAAGAGGUAAAUGGACCAAGCCGAAUCGAAAUUUUUGUGUUGGUGAUCUUGCGGUCUUGCGUGACGACAACAUGCCACCCCUUAAAUGGCCAUUAGUCCGCGUAGCAGCAGUUCAUCCUGGGGCUGAUGGUGUUGUUAGGGCAGUGACCGUGCGAAAUUCCACUGGGUCUGAAUUUCGACGUCCAGCAAUCAAGUUAUCCCUACUACCCACCGAAAAGGAUCACGAUGAUGAAGAUUAG